AAAUAUGUGUAAAAUAUGAGAGAAAUUAUGAAAGCCUGCUCGGGCAAGGACAGAAAGAUAGCCAUGUUCAGCGCCACCUACAAACCUAUCGUGGCGAAAUGGUGUGUUCAUAACAUGAAAGGAUUAGUCAGAGUGACUGUAGGACAGAGAAACGCUGCAACUGACCUGGUGGAUCAGGAGCUUCUAUUUGUGGGGAAUGAACAAGGGAAACUGUUGGCUUUCAGGGAUUUGGUGACGAAAGGACUAAGUCCCCCUGUUCUCGUGUUUGUCCAGAGCAAAGAAAGAGUCCAGCAGUUAUUCAAUGAGCUCAUAUAUGAUAGCAUUAAUAUCGAUGCAAUUCAUGCGAAUAGGACUCAGUUACAGAGGGAUAACACCGUGAGGAGCUUUCGUGAAGGUCGUAUCUGGGUGUUGAUUUGCACUGAGCUCAUGGCACGUGGUAUUGACUUCAAAGGUGUCAAUCUGGUUAUAAAUUAUGAUUUUCCUCCUUCUGCCAUUUCAUACGUACAUAGGGUAGGGAGAGCAGGUAGAGCAGGCCGAAGAGGAAAGGCAGUCACUUUUUUCACUACAGAAGACACCGCUAAUUUGAGAAGUAUAGCUCACGUUCUGAAAGACUCUGGGUGUGACGUACCUCCUUACAUGUUGACAAUGAAGAAAGUUGCCAGGAAAGUCAGGAAACAGCUAGAGAUAAGCGCCCCCAAGAGAGAUGAUAUAACAACUAAACCUCUAUUCGACAGAAUAAAAGGAGGAAAAAAGUAAGGUUGAUUAAGUAACAUCA
Messenger RNA from Leptinotarsa decemlineata (Colorado potato beetle), 775 nucleotides. It is a transcript of the gene ais, whose product is annotated as DExD-box helicase 52. Gene Ontology annotation, cellular component: cytosol. Lineage: Eukaryota; Metazoa; Arthropoda; Insecta; Coleoptera; Chrysomelidae. Gene Ontology annotation, molecular function: nucleic acid binding; ATP binding; RNA helicase activity. The record is from RefSeq and is a predicted model, not a curated record. Gene Ontology annotation, biological process: maturation of SSU-rRNA.